AUGGCUAGAGAAAGCAACGUGCCAAAGGAGCCCCUCACUCCGGGGAAGCCGAAUGAGCAGCACCGGCCCUCGGUGUCUCAGCAACCCGAGUUUGGCAAACCUUCGCCGAUGGGUCAGCCUCAGCACCAGCCCACACAACCAACACAGCCCUCUCAGCCGAACAGAUCGAGCGCAUCAAAUCAUCUUUUUAACAUCCCCAAACCGAACCGCCCCCGCGCCGAACAUCACCGUGACCAGCCUCGAAGCCAGCCUCAGCACCCGAGUCAACAAUAUGCACAGCAGCGAUAUGGAGCUCCCCAAGGCCAGCGACCCGCGCCCACGGUCGCGUCUACGCCUGCAAAGCGUGGGCCUUUUGAUCCUUUCAAGGCCGUGCGAGGAUCAGCCUUCAAUGAUCAUCGAUCGGGAUAUGCCACAGGGGCAACCCCGAUUAAACGCCCUGAAAAUACGGACUGGACGACACCCCGAGCUCCAAGGGCCCUCUUUAUGUCGAAGGGAACCGUACCGAAGCCAUCGAAUGCAUCGAAGAAUCUUCAAGCCUUCAUUGAUUUGACGAAAGAUGAUACGAAGUCCUCUUCUAGCUCUCAAACUGUUCCCACAAGCUUUGGUGCCAUGGAUGUGUACGGUUAUGUCGAUUCCGAAAAAGCGACCGAAAACAUCAAAGCCCUGCUAGAGGGUGCAUUUGAAGAUGAGGAGGAACAAUCUCGUCAAAAGUCCAAGAGCAAGAAGAAGGGCAAGAACAAGAAGAAGCAAUCCAAGAAGAACGACCUAGGCGAGACUGCUAAAGCGACCAAGAAGGUCGAGACCGACGACCUCGACGACCUGGCUGCUCAACUCGAGGGCGUUACUGUGAAUGACCCGAAGCUAGUCGAGCCUGAAGCAGACUCCGAUAAGUCAGGUGUAGCCUCCGAUGAUAAAUCCGAGGCAGAUGAAGACAGUAGUAUUGCUGCCGAGCAGGAAGACGACGAUGCUGAGGUCGAUGAAGAGGAGGAUGAGGAUGACGAAGACGAGGAUGAAGACGACGAUGACGGGUCCGUGGAAGGCUUGAAAGUCACCCUCUUGCCUCACCAGAUUGAGGGGGUUAAGUGGAUGUGCGACAAAGAGACCGGUCUGCGCACCACCAAGGGAAUUUUCCCUAAGGGUGGCAUUCUUGCCGACGAUAUGGGUCUGGGCAAAACUGUGCAGGCGAUUGCCUUGAUGCUCCGAAAUCGCAAACCCGCAAACGAACACAGCGAGAAAAACGCAUCCGUGAAGAAAGUCGACGACGAUGAGGCACCCCCCGCCUCCAAGCUUUCCAAGAGCACUUUGGUUGUCGCCCCCCUUGCGCUCAUCAAGCAAUGGGAAGCGGAGAUUGACGACAAGAUUGAGAAAACACACAAGCUUCGCGUGUGCUUGUAUCAUGGAGCCAACCGCGCGAAGACCUCCAAGGAUCUCCACACCUACGAUGUCGUUAUCACCACCUAUGGCACCUUAACGUCAGAGUCCGGAACUGCCGCCGCUGACAAAGCUAAAAAGUCUGGCGUUUUCGCGAACUACUGGUAUCGCAUCAUUCUCGACGAGGCUCACACCAUUAAGAAUCGAAAUGCCAAGGCUACGCAGGCAGCUUGUGCUUUGGACGCCAAGUACCGCUGGUGCUUGACCGGAACCCCCAUGCAGAACAAUCUCGAUGAGCUGCAAAGUCUGAUUAAAUUCCUGCGAAUCAAGCCCUUCAACGAUCUCGCUACCUGGCGUGAUCAGAUCAGUCGACCUUUGGCCAAUGGCCGCGGAGGACUGGCCAUCCAGCGUCUACAGGUUUAUCUCAAGGCCUUCAUGAAGCGCCGUACCAAGGAUGUUCUGAAGCAAAAUGAUAAACCGAAGCCUGGCGAGUCAGAGGAUCCGGAGAAGAAGUCAUCAAAUGGCUUCAAGAUCGUCGCGCGUGAAGUCAUCCGGGUAGACGCUAAAUUCAUGGACGGUGAGAAGAAGUUCUAUGACCGCCUAGAAAAGCGUACUGAGAACCGGCUUGAUGAAAUGAUGGGUGGUUCCAAGGUCGACUAUGCUGGUGCCUUGACACUGUUGCUACGUCUCCGCCAAGCCUGUAACCACCCUGAUCUAGUCAAGAGUGAACUAGCUGCCGAUAAGGAUGUUCUUCUUCAGAAUAGCAACAGUCAAUCCUCGCAGUCCAAGUCAACCGAUCUCGACGACGUUGCCGAUCUCUUUGGUGCACUAAGUGUCGUGACGAAGAAGUGCGACGUAUGCCAGAGAGACCUCAAGCAGGCUGAUACCACAAAGGGGGCUACUCGCUGCAGCGAAUGCGAGACCGAGUUGAACACGGACUUCAUGAAGAAGGAUAAGAAGAAGCACAAGUCAAAGAAGGCCCACAAGGAGGAACAGUCCACUACGCCUGCUCGCUCUCGAAAGAAUCGUCGAGUCAUUAUUGAUAGUGACGAUGAUGACGACGAGGACGCCGAAGGUGGUGGAGAAUGGAUUGGCUCUGAUGGCUCUGAAUCUGACGAGGAUGAAAUCGACUCUCCCAACGGCAAGCAAAGGGGCCGGCCUAUCGUUCUCGAUAGCUCUGAUGACGAGUCCGAGACAGAGGAGGAUAUUUACGAGAACCCCGAGGGUGAAAACGGAGAAUUGCCUUCUGCUAAGAUCCGCCACCUGAUGAAGCUCCUCCAUAAGGAGUCGGGUGACUACAAGUUCAUCGUCUUCUCCAUCUUUACCUCGAUGUUGGAUAAGGUUGAGCCUUUCUUGAAGCGUGCCAACAUUGGUUUUGCCCGAUACGAUGGUCAGAUGAGGAAUGACCUGCGUGAGGCUAGUCUCAACAAGCUUCGCAAUAACAGUGGCACCCGCGUCUUGCUUUGCAGUCUGCGUGCAGGUGCUUUGGGACUGAACCUGACUGCUGCUAGUAGGGUUGUCAUUAUGGAACCUUUCUGGAAUCCGUUUGUGGAAGAACAAGCUAUCGAUCGUGUCCACCGUUUGAACCAAACAAUCGACGUGAAAAUAUACCGGAUGAUCAUCAAGGGCACCGUCGAAGAGCGCAUUGUCGAUCUCCAAGACCGCAAGCGUGAGCUUGCAAAUAUGACCAUCGAGGGUAAGUCUGCCGCCGGCAAGUUGACUAUGCGCGAUAUGAUGGCUCUGUUCGGCCGUGACGCCGAGCACAAGUUCCAAGAUAAGCAGGGUACCCUGGAUUUCAAGCAGCCCAUUCGGCUCUUGAGCUCGGUUGAUGAUACUGGGCUUGUCUCACAGUCAUCAGUGCGGUCGGAAUCCCGCGACCGCAGCCGUCCGCAGCCUUCCAAUCGGUUGAAGCCUGAGGACUCGGUGUACGGUCGGCGGUGGUGA
Messenger RNA from Penicillium subrubescens, 3315 nucleotides. RefSeq names its product putative SNF2 family helicase/ATPase. Lineage: Eukaryota; Fungi; Ascomycota; Eurotiomycetes; Eurotiales; Aspergillaceae. The coding region runs from base 1 to 3315 and encodes 1104 amino acids. Gene Ontology annotation, cellular component: cytoplasm. Gene Ontology annotation, molecular function: ATP binding; ATP-dependent chromatin remodeler activity. The transcript is spliced from 2 exons. The record is from RefSeq and is a predicted model, not a curated record.